AUGGCGACGACGGCGACGACGACGAACGGGCUCCCGAGCCCCUCGCUCUCCCCAGACACAAAAACCAAGCCACAGGCCGACCUCGCUUCCCCCACCCGCGCCUCGCCCCAGAAACCAAAGCGCUCCCUCCGCAUCCUCUGCUUCGGCGACUCCCUGACGUCGGGCUACGCACAGCUGGGGGCCGUAGCGCACCCGUACUCGCAGCGCCUCACAUCCGUCCUGUCGGCCUCGUUCCCCUCGCUCAACAUCGACGCGCACACGGACGGCCUGCCGGGGGACCUCGUGUGCACGGCCGGGUCGCGCUUCCUGCGGCGCAUCGAGCCCAAGUUCCUGACGAAAGGGGGAGGGACCCCCUACGACUGGACCGUGGUCCUGGGCGGCACCAACGACCUCGCGUUCCAGUUCACCGCCGAGGACAUCUACAAGGCGCUGCGGGACGUGUGGGACGUCGCGCUCAGCAAGGGGGGCCGGGUCCUCGCGUGCACGGUGCCCGAGGCGGGCGCCAAGGGCAAGAUCGGGCAGAGGAUCAAGGCGAGGCGGGACGAGCUGAACGAGUUGAUAUUGAGCCACCGGCAGGAGAACUUCUUCACGUUCGACCUCAACACCGCGAUCCCGUUCUGGUCCCUGGCCCCGGAGGAGCGCAAGACCUACUGGGACGACCACAUCCACAUGACGCCCGCGGGCUACGACCUGAUGGGCGAGAAGAUCGCCGCCCGCCUCGUCGAGAUCAUCAUGCCGCCCGGGCGGCUGCAGCCCCAGCAGGCGAACGGAACCGGCGCGAGGCGGAAGAAGCUGUUCAAGGACGACGACAAGGUCUUCGAGGAGGAGGACGGCGACGAGCACAGGCUAGAGCACGGGUACUACGUCGUCAGGAGGAAGGACCUGGAGUAG
Messenger RNA from Diaporthe citri, 891 nucleotides. RefSeq lists its product as uncharacterized. Gene Ontology annotation, molecular function: phosphatidylcholine lysophospholipase A1 activity. The transcript has 2 exons. The record is from RefSeq and is a predicted model, not a curated record. Bases 1 to 891 code for a protein of 296 amino acids. Lineage: Eukaryota; Fungi; Ascomycota; Sordariomycetes; Diaporthales; Diaporthaceae.